Letharia columbiana is the source of this 1857-nucleotide messenger RNA. RefSeq lists its product as uncharacterized. NCBI's taxonomy places the organism in Eukaryota, Fungi, Ascomycota, Lecanoromycetes, Lecanorales, Parmeliaceae. The transcript has 4 exons. The record is from RefSeq and is a predicted model, not a curated record. Bases 1 to 1857 code for a protein of 618 amino acids.
AUGGGGCCCUCAAGAUGGUUUGGUUGCAACGAUACCUUUCCCCCAACUGUCUACAACACGAAUGGAAGUGAUCUUGCCUGUUAUGAUACCGAUUACAAUAGCACCUCCGCCGGCGUCGAUUUUCAGGCAUGUGUGUCAUGCGAGAUUCAAAGCCAGGCAAUUCCCCUAACAGGAGAACAGAGUGAUCUGGGAUGGGCACUCUACAAUAUGAGAUAUGCCCUGGAUUGGUGUCUGUUCGAUUUUCCUCACGGUGACAAUGAGACAGCUUCAGAUCAAUGUACCACGGCUUGCGGAAGGAUAUCGAAUGCUCUCGAGAUCAAUCUACUUGAUGCCGCAGCCUCGUCUACUUACGAUUACUGUCAAGACCCAGAAUUCCUUCCGAACGCUGAAAGCUGUGCGUCGUGUUACGAGAAUGUCCCAAACCAACUCUAUCUAUCAAAUUUUCUCCACACCCUCGAGUAUGCAUGCCAAAAUCAGCCCUCGCCCGUGCUACCCUUCCCCGUAAAGCCUUCUGACAUCUUCACCUACCAACCCCCAUCUAAUUUCUCCGAUCUCGGUGCCAUCAGCACUUCUUCUCAUGGUAUCUCCCACGACGCCCGAGUCGCUAUAGCGAUCAGCGUUCCCGUUGUCGUAUUUCUUAUCUUUUCCUUGCUCCUCGUCUACUUCUAUGUCCAUAAGAAUGCUCCCCCAGAUCGUCCCCGCCACUGCAACCACCACACAAACCGCCAGCCCAACUACAGCGAAAAGCACGUAUCCAAAUCCACGUCAGCCUGGAGUAAAACCCCGCCACGGAACGGUGUCAACUCUCGGAAUUGUUCAUCUAAUUCGGCCUCGCAUCAAGUUCUCUAUCCGGCGCCAUUGAAACCAGCGAAAAUCGCCGUGCGAGCUCCUCUCCGCACUCGGAACUCCCCAAUCCCGUUCUCAAGGAAUUACUAUCAACCAACGAACUAUGGCCUCGAGCAACCAUCCAAACCUCCACCGCCAGCGACCUACACUCCCGAAAUGUUACCAGCAACAAGAUACUCACCUCCACAUCCGCAUUCGACCUCUUUGGAACCUCUCAAACCCCGACCUGGCCCUUCAAAAGCAGGUCUCGUCUCUUGGGAGCGCGUCGCUAUCCAAAAUGCCCAGAUACGAGCUGAGCAGGGCCCGAGUCCCAGUCCGAUCAGCCCCUUGACGCGAGUACAGGUUGUACCAAUGCCAAGGAGUCCUAGUCUGCGAAGUUCUGGGUUGAGACGUGAAAGGUUUCCUGUGGUGCCUGCUUCUCAAAGUCGUGUGUCGAGGGAGGAAAGACAUAGUGCCUUACGGAGUCCUGCGUCAACUGAGCAAAGGCAUUCCGCCCUGACGAGUCCUAUAUCGAGAGAGGAAACGCACCCUGCAUUAAGGAGCCCCAGCUUGAGCGAGGAGAUGCAUGCUGCGUUAAGAAGCCCCAGUUCAACGGAAUACGGACAGAAUACCCCUCACAGACGCGACAGCCCUUUUCCUCCACGGAAAGAAAGCCAGGACAGCACUUUCAGACGCGUUAGCCCAUUCCCGCUCAGACAAGGCAGCAUCUCCAGGCAAAGCACACCUUUCCGCCAAGAACGCCUGGAGGCGCAGGAAAUGGUAGACAGACAGGAACGGCAGCGGAUGGGUGAGAUACCGGAAUGGGAGGGCCUGGGAAGAGAGGAGGGUCAGGAAAGUUGGUAUGAGAAACAGAGGGCGAGAGCUGAUACGCCGCAGCCUGAUGAUGGGAGGUCGGUCAGGGAUACGAGGGGAAGUCGGGACGGCGUAAUGAGGAGUGGGAGUGGGAAGAGUGUUGAGAGAGCGGCAAGGAAAGAGGUUAGAUGGAGUAAGGAUGUUGAUUAUGAAGGAUGA